AAGAGUGAGACCAAAUCGACCCCCUCGCAUUCGUCUCCAGACUCCAGAGGAGGCGGCAAAGCCGAUGUCAACGUGCCGAUCGUCGUGGGCCUUUGUGUGGGUGUUGGUGUGCUGUUUGUUCUCAUGAUCAUAGCAUGUCUUUGUUGUACCAAGAAGAAGAAGAAGCCCCACAACGCAAUGCAGUACUAUGCAGAUCCCUCUGGGUUCAAAGGAGGAAGCUACUACAGUAGUGGGCCGCAACCGCAAUGGCACAAUGGAUACCAAGGUAAGGUGCCGCCACCGCCGGGCGCGCUGAGCCCCCCCGGAGGCGGAUGGCACCCGCAGAUGAUGAACAGCGGCGACAUGAGCUCGGCCUACUCGGGCCCCCACAGCCCCCCCUUGCCCCCUCCCUCCCCCCCAAUUGCCCUCGGUUUCAACAAAAGCACUUUCACCUACGAGGAGCUCGCGUCAGCGACCAGCGGCUUCUCGCAGGCGAACCUCUUGGGCCAGGGAGGGUUCGGUUAUGUACACAAAGGGGUGCUGCCGAACGGAAAGGAGGUUGCAGUGAAGCAACUCAAGUCGGGGAGCGGUCAAGGUGAGAGAGAGUUUCAGGCCGAGGUCGAUAUCAUCAGCCGGGUGCACCACCGCCACCUCGUUUCGCUCGUCGGAUACUGCAUUGCCGGCUCGCAACGGAUGUUGGUCUAUGAGUUUGUCCCUAACAAGACCCUCGAGUAUCACCUCCACGGGAGGGGGCUUCCAGUUAUGGAUUGGCCUACCAGGCUCAAGAUUGCUCUAGAUCAGCCAGAGGCAUUGCCUACUUGCAUGAAGAUUGUGAGUCACCCUCGGAUCAUUCACCGCGAUAUCAAAUCCGCGAAUAUUCUGCUGGAUUUCAAAUUUGAAGCCAUGGUCGCGGACUUCGGAUUGGCAAAGUUGUCAUCAGACAACCACACACACGUUUCGACACGUGUCAUGGGAACUUUUGGUUACUUGGCUCCUGAAUAUGCUUCGAGUGGCAAGUUAACUGAAAAAUCCGACGUCUUCUCAUACGGCGUGAUGCUUCUCGAACUAAUAACCGGACGACGUCCGGUCGAUAAUAAUCACACAUUCAUGGAAGAUAGCUUGGUAGAUUGGGCGAGGCCGGUUCUAUCACGGGCUUUGGCUGAUGGAAACUAUGAUGAGUUGGCUGACCCAAGGUUAGAAGGAAACUACGAUCUGAUGGAGAUGGCACGCAUGGUAGCGAGUGCUGCUGCAUCUGUUCGCCAUUCUGCGAGGAGGCGCCCGAAAAUGAGUCAGAUUGUUCGAGCAUUAGAGGGUGACGUUUCGCUCGAGGACCUGAACGAAGGUAUGCGGCCAGGGCAAAGCAUGCUCUUUAGCUCAGGCUCCGACUACGACUCUGGGUCGUAUGCCUCAAACAUGAAGAGGAUCAGAAAGAUAGCACUGGCAAGCCCCGAGUACAGCGAUGAAUACAGCGAGCCAAUGACCGACUACGGCCCCCGCCACUCGGCGUCAAGCAGUGGCGAGUUCUCAGGGGAGUUGAACCCAGUUGGACAUCAAAGGCACAGAGCUCACCAACAACUGUAAAAUCUGAUUUUGGGAUCAAACAUAUACAUCUGUAACACUGAAAGGGUUGAUGAGCUUAAUCCCUUUUGAAAUCUGGCUGGUGCUUCAGAGUGCAUUCUCAGGUGGUGGAGACAGGAAUAGGCUUCAGCUUCUUGGGGUGGAAAUUGGAUCUGAGGAAGUGAGAAAAGCUGGGCUUUUUACUAUUUUCUUUCUGUCUUCCUUUUUGUUGUUGUUGUUGUUGAUCAAUUUGCAUGCAUUAACUGUUAUUGAUUAUUUGAGUAUAGGAAGGAACGUUCAAGCAGAAAAACUUGGAAUGUUUGAUGGUUGCUCAUUAUUCUUUUGGAGUGGUUUGUGGGCAUCAUCUUUUGAGUGUAUUUUGGGGAGUAUCAUUCCCCAGUUUCAGUAAACUGCUUAUGCUCACGCUCCCUUAUCAAGGGAGAUGCCAAUAUGAAGUUUUCUUAAAA
This is a messenger RNA of Ananas comosus (pineapple), 2003 nucleotides long. RefSeq names its product proline-rich receptor-like protein kinase PERK4. Gene Ontology annotation, biological process: protein phosphorylation. Gene Ontology annotation, molecular function: ATP binding; protein kinase activity. The record is from RefSeq and is a predicted model, not a curated record. Lineage: Eukaryota; Viridiplantae; Streptophyta; Magnoliopsida; Poales; Bromeliaceae.